Messenger RNA from Microbotryum saponariae, 911 nucleotides. The record is from the annotation of a GenBank genome assembly. NCBI's taxonomy places the organism in Eukaryota, Fungi, Basidiomycota, Microbotryomycetes, Microbotryales, Microbotryaceae.
AUGGUGCUCUCCCAUUUGCUCGAUCUUACGCAGCUCACUGCAGCUCAGCUCGAGUCGCCUCGUUCGCCUGACCGGGACCCGCUGGUGCACCACAAACUUCACGUGAGGCGCGGAGCGAGGCCGCAACUUCAGAACGCACCAGUUCCCAUAUUGAGCCAUCCGCUGACCAACUUCUACUCCAUAAUUUCCUGCAGACUCCGCGCAACUGGGAAUCGGAGGACGCGCUGUCGCAGGUCGACCGUGAUCUUUUUAGGGGUUCGCCGAAUCCGCGCAAACGACCUCGGCGCGGCGCGGCGAUCACGGCAAGAAGGUUUGAUCUCGACCUCAGCGACGGGCCACCUUCUUGUUCUGCUGCAUCGGACAAGCGGGGACAUACCUCAAGGCCGGAUGAGAAAUCUUCCUCUCAUCUUUCUACACGAAAGAUCUCGCACUCCCUCAUCGAGCGACGACGGCGCGAGCGUAUCAACGAUUGCUUGUCGCAGCUCAAGCGGCUUGUACCACAAUGUCGAGAGUACGGCGAGCAGAAAGUGCGGAGGGCUCAUGAGAGGGGAAGAAAUCGACUCAGAGCGAAUGACCCGAUGGAAGACAGCAGCGGCGGGUCGGGCUUGCACAAACUGGAAAUUUUGCAAGUAAGUACGGUCUUGCAAAGUUCGGCCUCUGACCGUUGUCCUUCCAAUUUGACAUUGCUCUUGCAACGGUACAAACAGGGAACCAUACUCUAUAUCUCCGAACUACAGGGUCGUGUCCAGCUUCUCGAAGAGCAAAUCGCUACCCCGUCAAACUUGCUGGAUUCAAACCACGCAUGCUGUUGCAAGCUAGCUGGCCCGCCUGCUGCGACUGACCACAUGGAUGCUGCUGCCUUACUUUUGAAGUUUUCCACUAGCCCUGAAUUAAGACCUGUCAGUAUAUAG